Messenger RNA from Adelges cooleyi (spruce gall adelgid), 774 nucleotides. RefSeq lists its product as uncharacterized. The record is from RefSeq and is a predicted model, not a curated record. The coding region runs from base 242 to 634 and encodes 130 amino acids. NCBI's taxonomy places the organism in Eukaryota, Metazoa, Arthropoda, Insecta, Hemiptera, Adelgidae. The transcript is spliced from 2 exons.
GCCGGAAAGAGUGAGUUUAGGUAAUAGUGUCUGCAGGGAAAUAAAAUCACUCUUAAAAAUCAAAAUCAAAUAAUAUCGCUAGGAACACAGGACAUUUCCGUGCGUUUAGAGCUGACGGUAUGAUAACUCAUCAAUGUUGCUUGGACACCAUAGUAGUAAUAUUAUUAUGUCGAUAAACACCUGUUAAACAGUGUCGAACGACAAUUUCACUGUCAUAUUUUUGCAUAGAACUUUCGUUAAUAUGGUUAUCGUUGCUUUCGCAAUAAUCCUGACGUCUUUUCUGAUGGUUUGCGAUAGCGGCACAUACGUGUUGCCGUACGACGAAACACGAGCAACAAGUAAAGGGGUCACGGAGAACCAACACUCGAUGACCCGUAGAGCUAUGGGCUUGGACGGACCUCAAAGUGGAGUCCGUCCGCCGUCGACUCGUCAAGGCCAAGGCGUUAUGUCAAAUAGAAAAGCGAGCCAUUGCCCGAUUUCGUCAUUCCAAAAAUGUGAAACGCCAGCAACAGACGGUUAUUUGGUCUUCGAAAACGGGAUGUUACGCGAAUAUAGCAGCGAACAGGAUUUUCGUUUGAAAAAUAACAAACAAAUAAAACAAGAUCAUCCUGUGGGUUUGGCAGAACCUGUAUGAAACCGCAAUGGAAAACUUGACCGACCAGCGGCCGCUAGGUUUUAGUUGUCGUAUCGCGACUCCAGUGUGUGAAAAGUGACCACACUUGUCAGCACUGGAUAACUGGCAAACGCAAGGCCACAUUAUUUUGUCUGCAUCUU